Ziziphus jujuba (common jujube) is the source of this 2116-nucleotide messenger RNA. RefSeq names its product carotene epsilon-monooxygenase, chloroplastic-like. The transcript has 9 exons. Lineage: Eukaryota; Viridiplantae; Streptophyta; Magnoliopsida; Rosales; Rhamnaceae. Gene Ontology annotation, cellular component: chloroplast. Gene Ontology annotation, biological process: carotenoid biosynthetic process. Gene Ontology annotation, molecular function: iron ion binding; heme binding. The coding region runs from base 64 to 1719 and encodes 551 amino acids. The record is from RefSeq and is a predicted model, not a curated record.
GAAAGAAACGGCAGAGAGAUUAGACCGGAGACGAGAGAGUAAGCAGGAGAGACUCUCUGAACCAUGUCUUGCUCUUGCUCUUACUCUCUCUCUCACCUCUCAUCUCCUUUCCUCAAACCCAUCACUUCCGCUUUUACUUUCCCUUCUUCCCCGUUACGCUCUCCAUUUCGUUCCCUCUCAGUAAAAUCUUCCAUAGACAAGAACUCCACUUCAAAUUCUAAGCUUUCCACCAAACCCAGUUCCUGGGUCAGUCCGGACUGGCUCACUUCUCUCGCUCGCUCCUUGACCAUUUCCAAAGACGAUGACUCCGGCAUCCCCAUUGCCAGUGCUAAGCUCGACGACGUCUCCGAUCUUCUGGGUGGUGCCCUUUUCCUGCCACUCUUCAAAUGGAUGAAUGACUAUGGACCCGUUUACAGGCUCGCCGCUGGGCCUAGGAAUUUUGUGGUGGUCAGUGACCCUGCCAUAGCUAAGCACGUACUUAGGAAUUAUGGCAAGUAUGCUAAGGGUCUUGUUGCCGAGGUCUCCGAGUUCCUUUUUGGUUCGGGUUUUGCGAUUGCCGAAGGUUCACUUUGGACGGCAAGGCGCAGGGCUGUGGUACCAUCUCUUCAUAAGAAAUACUUAUCUGUGAUAGUUGAUCGAGUGUUUUGCAAGUGUGCCGAAAGGAUGGUAGAGAAGCUACAGCCUAAGGCACUGGAUGGCACUGCAGUAAACAUGGAGGCAACAUUUUCUCAAUUAACUCUAGACGUUAUUGGCCUGUCUGUAUUCAACUACAAUUUUGAUUCUCUUAAUGCUGAUAGCCCUGUUAUUGAUGCUGUUUACACUGCAUUGAAAGAGGCAGAGGCCCGUUCGACGGAUAUAUUACCAUAUUGGAAAGUUAAAGCUUUGUGUAAAAUAAUCCCAAGGCAAAUAAAAGCAGAAAAAGCUGUUACGGUGAUACGAAGAACGGUUGAAGAACUUAUUGCUAAGUGCAAAGAGAUAGUGGAAGCUGAGGGUGAAAGGAUCGAUGAGGAGGAGUACAUAAAUGACACUGAUCCAAGCAUCCUUCGGUUCUUGCUGGCUAGUAGAGAAGAGGUUUCAAGUGUUCAAUUACGAGAUGACCUUUUGUCUAUGUUAGUUGCUGGGCAUGAAACGACAGGUUCAGUGCUGACUUGGACAGUUUAUCUUCUAAGUAAGGAUUCUAACUCAAAAAUGAAAGCACAAGAAGAAGUUGACAGAGUUUUACAGGGACGGCCUCCUUCAUAUGAGGAUGUAAAGGAUCUAAAGUUCUUGACACGAUGCAUAACUGAGUCACUGCGUCUCUACCCACAUCCUCCUGUCUUGAUAAGAAGAGCUCAAGCUGCUGACACACUUCCUGGAGAUUACAAAAUUAAUGCUGGUCAAGAUAUUAUGAUAUCAGUUUAUAAUAUUCAUCAUUCUUCCAAGGUGUGGGAAAGAGCAGAAGAGUUUGUACCAGAAAGAUUUGACUUAGAAGGUCCCAUACCUAAUGAAACAAACACAGAUUUCAGGUUCAUCCCAUUCAGUGGAGGACCACGCAAAUGCGUUGGCGAUCAGUUUGCUUUGUUGGAAUCUAUUGUUGCUCUUGCCAUCUUUCUCCAGCACUUUAACUUCGAGCUGGUUCCUGAUCAGAAUAUCAGCAUGACCACUGGAGCAACGAUACAUACAACAAACGGCCUGUACAUGAAACUGAGCUCGAGGCAAACAAAAUCUUUGUCUGCUUAGCCUUCGUCAUCUAGGUAAACUGUAUUAAAGGAAAAUAGAAAAAAAAAUGUUUUGAUCUGUUAGAAGGUGCUUUUACCAUAUGAACAAAAAUCGACCAUGAUGUUAUUGCAAUGCAUUGGCAUCUUGAGUGCGGUACAGGCCAUUCUUUAUCCUUUUAUUUAUUUUUAUUUUUAAUUUUUUAAGAGCCGAUUUCGAUUGCUUUCUGGAUUUAUACGCGUAUAUGAAAAAAAAAAAAAAAUGAUGCUGUAUCUGUAUCUGAUAUGGAAAAAAGCAUACUUUAUUAAAGUAAUUUGUAAUAUUUGAAAAUGUAUUUCAUAUUAAAUUGCUCAGUUCCAAAUUUAUUGGAUAAUAAAUUGUUGAGGAAAAAAAUGAGAUAAAUAAUGCAAAAUUUACUUAA